UGAUGGUAGUAGUGUCCCAAAACCAAAACUUGAUUACUAUUCAAGACCAAAUAGCCAAAAUAUUGGAUUUACAAAAUUUUGGGGGAAACAAUUUACCUACUGGAGCAGGGAAGAUACGAUCAAAAAUAUUGAGCUUUGGAAGAGUCCUUGUAAUAUUGGAUGAUGUAUGGAAGAGACUAGAAUUGGAUGACAUUGGAAUUCCAUUUGGAGAUAAUCACAAGGGUUGCAAAAUUGUGAUGACUUCAAGAAGUGAAGAUGUGUGCAACAACAUGGACACACAGAAGAAUUUUGAAGUUGGUGUCUUACAUGAAGAAGAAGCAUGGAAUCUCUUCAAGGAGAUGGCUGGAAUUUCUGACGAAGGUACAAGUCACCCAACUAAUUUACAGUUGACGCAGAUCGCAGUUGCGGAGGAAUGUGGAGGCUUGCCGAUUGCUAUUGUUACAGUUGGGAGGGCACUUAGAUGCAAAAACAAGUAUUCAUGGGAUUCUGCUCUUGAACAAUUACGAAAGUCUAUGGUCAAAAACAUCAGUGGAGUGGAUGAAAAGGUGUUUAAAUCUCUGGAGUUGAGUUAUGAUAAGCUUGAAAGUGAUGAAGCCAAGAAAUGCUUUCUACUCUGUUCUUUAUAUCCGGAAGAUUUUGAUAUUCCAAUUGAAUAUCUUGUUAGAUAUGCGAUUGGGAUAGAGUUGUUUCAGAGCAUUGACAGUGUGCACCAAGCAAGAAACAGAGUAUAUUCCACAGUUGAUAACUUAAAAAAAUGCUAUCUAUUGAUGGAAAGUGAAAAUGAAGAGUGUAUCAAAAUGCAUGAUGUAGUACGUGACGUGGCUAUAUCAAUUGCAUCUAGGGAGGAGCAUUCGUUUUUGGUGAGAUGUGAUGAAGUAUUGACAGAAUGGCCCCAGAAAAGCCGACUUCAAAAAAACACCGUAAUUUCAUUGAAAGUUAAUGGUAUGUACUGGCUUCCUAGUAAUUUAGAAUUUCCAAAUCUCCAGCUUCUACAGCUGGAUUGCAAUGCUGGAUUACCAACAAUCUCAUCAUAUGAUCUCAACAAAGGGAUGGAGAAGGUCAAAGUACAAGAGACCCCAGAUAGUUUCUACAAAGGAAUGAAAGAACUUAAAGUGCUAGCUUUAUCCGAUAUGUACAGCUCAUUGCCAACAUCAAUUCAAUGCUUGACCAACCUUCGAACUUUGUCACUUUUUUGUUGCCGACUUAUUGAUGAUGAUAUCUCUAUAAUCGGAGCAUUAGAGAAUUUGGAAAUUUUGAGCUUUGCCGUCUCUUAUAUCAAGGAAUUGCCAAAAGAAAUAAUAGGUCACCUUGCUCAUUUGAAGGUACUUGAUUUGUCGGGAUGUGUAGUGGAACUGGUUUACCCAGGGGUUUUGUCAAGCUUAUCAAAGCUAGAAGAGUUGUAUGUUGGGUCUAGUUUUCAUAGUUUUUGUGAAAAAAACAAAGAAGGUGCUAAAGCAAUUAUCGAUGAGCUGGCGUCCUUGUCCAAUUUAGUCGCUUUGGAUAUUGCUCUAAUAGACAUUGCCUUCUGGCCGAGAGGUUUGGUCGUUGAGAAGGUAAAAAAGUUUGAUAUAACUGUUGGCUCUAACUCAUCAUUUCUCCCUGCGUAUCCGUUAUCAAAUCGGUUGCAUCUCAGAAAUGAAAUUGUGUGUGACAUUAUUGAAUCGAGGCUUAAUUUGCUGUUGAAGAGCACUGAAAUUCUGACUGUACACCGAAGUAUAAUAGGUUUGAAAAUUCUCUGUGAUUUGGUCAACGAAGAUGGUUUUGAAUGCUUAAUGGUGUUAUUGCUAAAUGACUUGUAUGAUUUGGAAUACCUCAUCAGUACAGCAGAUGGGGUUCGACAGAGUGCUUUUCCUGUGUUAGAGUGUCUACAUCUUCAUGAGCUACAUAAUUUCAAAGGGAUUACUAGUCAUGAAUGCCGACUGCCGAACAAGGCUUUCAGUGCAUUGAAAGAGUUGACACUAAAUAACCUGCAUGAACUGACAAAUUUGUGGAAAGGUCCCACCCAACUUUUAUGGCUCGGCAACCUGAGGACUGUAGAUGUGUUAAAUUGUAAGAAACUGGAAAGUAUGUUCUCACUGUCCAUAGCUAGAGAUCUAGUGCAACUGCAGGUCCUUCAGAUUCGUAAAUGUUAUGUGAUGGAAGAAAUUGUUUCGAGUGAAGGAGGAGAGCAUGAAAUGGCAGCAAUAGCAACAGGUAAAAUCGAGUUUCCUAAACUGAAGGAAUUGCGUCUUCAAUUGCUGCCAAGUUUUACUGGUAUCUGCAAAGCGAUAAAUAAAAUUGAGGUGCCACAACUGAGUUCCUUGUCACUGUCAAAUAUACCAAAGCUGAAGCGUCUCUGGGCUGCUUCAGAUUCAGAGAGUAAUUGUGAUCCCAUCAUUCAACCCCUCUUCAACAAGGUCAAAUUGACUACCAUUGAAGAAUUGAGCAUCUUUGACAUGGAGAAUCUGAUGGAGAUUUGGCCUGGACAACUUCAAGGUAAACUAAGAACGAUAACAGUUGACAAAUGUCAUGGGCUCUCAAGCAUUCUUUUCCUAUCCAAUUCAAUUAAGGGCAUGCAAAAUCUUGAACUACUUGAAGUACGUGACUGUCGAUCUAUUGGAGUAGCAUUUGACCUUGAAGGACUUGUUUGGGAAGGCAUAUUAGAUAUGCCACUCCCUUCAUUAAAAAAGGUGAAAUUAAGUUGUCUACCAAAGUUGACACAUGUUUGGAAGGACAAUUCAGCAGGGAUUCAAGGCUUUCAGAAUCUAAUAUCCUUCAUAAUAAAUGAUUGUGACAGUUUAAGAAAUCUGUUCUCAUACUCUCUAGCCAAGCUUCUUGUGAAACUACGAGAAAUAGAGGUAACUGAAUGUGGUAUGAUGGAAUCAAUCAUUGGAAAUGAACCAAAUGCAGAUGAAGCAGUGAUAACAAAUAUGAUCAUGUUUCCUCAAUUGAGUAGUCUCAAACUCAGUGAUUUGCCAAACCUUAGGAGUUUCUGCUCUGAGACUUGUACAUUUGAGGGAUCUUUGUUGAAAACAAUACAAGUAAUCAACUGUCCCAAAAUGAAGAUACUCCAAUCAACAUUUCAGCACAAGUUAGACCAACAAAAGGCAGACUUUUCAACCUCAUCUCAACACCAUCUGUUGGAUGGAAAGUUUAUUUUCAGUGUCUGGUGUGUGUUCAACGUUGGAAAACUUACUAUCACAGACAUAAAUGGAUCAACAGAGAUGUGGCACAACCAACUUGAAGUUGACCGCCUGGACAAAGUGAGAUUCAUGUUGGUCCAAUGUUGUGAGAAAUUAUCAAAUGUGAUCUCGUCAAAUUUAAUGCAAAGACUACGACGUCUAGAACGGCUGAAGGUAUGGUGGUGUGAUUCACUUGAAACAAUAUUCAACCUCCAAGGGUCAGUAUGCGCUAGUACUUACUUUCGAGAUUUGAAAUUGAUGUAUUUGCCCAAGUUGAUGCAUAUAUGGAAGAAUGUUUCUCAACAAACUCAUUGUUUCAAAUAUCUAACAUCCCUAGAAGUGGAGAGGUGUGACAACCUGAGAUAUAUAUUCACAAUUUCCAUGGUCAAGGUCCUUGGGUAUCUAAAAUGUUUAAGAAUUGAAAAUUGUGAGAAAGUAGAAAAGAUUGUCACCAGGGAAGCAGAAGAAGAAGACAAAGAUGAUGAAGAUGACGAUGACAAUGACGAUGACAACGAUAAUGAUGAAAGGGGCAAAAUCAAUAUUUCCAGUGCGGAACUUGAAAAUCUUCCUAGUCUCGUGUGUAUUGGAAUUCCAAAAUCCCAAAUUCGUAUCUCCAAAUUGCGUGUAGAUUUCUGCCCCAAGUAUCGAGGUUAUGAUGUGGAAGAGGAGUAAUAUUCACCAUUUGCUGCGGUGCAAUGCCAAUCUCUUCACAGAAAAGGUAUGCAUUAUUGCUAUACACACAAAAUAAAAAAUAAUAAAAUAAAUAAUAAUAAAGUAAAAGUAAAAAAAAACAUUACACCAAAUGCCUCUUCAUUCUGUUGAUAAAUAUACUGUGGGUUUAUCUGUUUAGGUUCAUAUCUUUAAAUAUACUGUGGGUUUAUCUUCAUUCUGUUGAUAAAUAUGCCUCUUCAUUCUGUUGGUAAAAAAAAGGUAUGCAUUAUUGCUAUACACACAAAAUAAAAAAUAAAAAAAAUAAUCAUAAUAAAGUAAAAGUAAAAAAAAAAACAUUACACCAAAUGCCUCUUCAUUCUGUUGAUAAAUAUAUUGUGGGUUUAUCUGUUUAGGUUCAUAUCUUUAAAUUUUUAGUGAAUAUAUUUAUAUUUGGUUUGUGGCCUUCCAAAUAAUAUUUUUUUGGACAAAUUAUACUGAUAGCCCAUAUAUUUUGGUUCUUGUGUCAUUUUGAUUCUUGUAAUUUCAACCGAAUUGAUUUUUAUCCAGAAUUAUAAUUUUAUCCUAAUUUGGUCCAAUUGAUUAUAAUUGUUAGCAUUUUUUUUUUAAUGGAAAAUACACACAUGAAAGACGUGUGUCUUGCUUUUCGGGUGAAAUUGUAAACUAGAUUAACUCAAUAAGUUAAUCUCAACAAACUCAGUGAUAAUUCUCUGUUAAAAAAAUCCUAAUGACAUACGUUAUCAAUUAAAGCAAAUUGACCCAAAAUAAAAAAUUAAGUAUUAAAAUUGAGCUAAUUAAAAGUGUAACUAAAAUGAUACAAAGAGCAGAAUGUAGAGGGUAUUAGUGUAAUUCACCUUAUUUCCUUUUAGAAGCUUAACACUCUGCUAAACCAUUUCAUUGUGUGGAGUAAAGGGUUGUAUUUUCUGUUCUUUGGUCGUUUACAGAAUUUGUUUGUGUGAAUUAGAGAAAUAGUUUUAUUUUAUUUUAAUUUUUAUUUUUUAUUAGCUAAGAAAAAAUUGUAUUAAAGAGAGAAAUUUCCUUUGCAGUAUGUCCAAUUCUCCUAAAAUUGCUUGAGGGAUCCUGAACAAGGAUAAAUUAGUAGACUGUUAGGUUGGCCAAAUUUUAGACAGAAUUCAUCAAUUUUUCUUUUCAUAUAGUACAAUUUUCAUGUUACUAUAUACAAAAUUCAUUUCAUUGGCCAGGUAUGUUCAAAAUAAAUUGAUCUUACAUCAAAUACAAGAGUUUAUUUUUAUUCUCUAAUUUAAUGUAAGUUUAUCUUGUUCAAAUUAUGAUGAUUUAAUUAUCACAAAUAAUUCUCAAACCAAUAUGUUUGUACAAGUUAUUUCUUUUUUCUUCCCCAACAUCCUACCACCACUAAUCGUUAUUUCAGAGUUCUAACUAAAUAUUGGAAAAUAUUUUCUAUGUAUUAUUCUCUAACCAUGACAUUUUAAAAAAUAAAAAAUAAAAAAAUUUUUCACAUAAAAUAUUUUACCAAAACAAACGGAGCAUAAAUUUAUAAAAUUAAUUACAUUUAUGGAUAGUACAAACAUAUUAAUCUGAAAUUGUGCCAAGAUGAAGUCUUAUUAGCUGGUGUUUCAUAUCUAUAUAUAUAUACAAAAUCAUUGAGAGUAAACUCUUUAUCACUAAUUCAGUGAAAAAAGUUUGUCUUUAAAAGCAAUGCCAAUUGAGUCCCAAAGAAAUGGGUAAAAACUUACUGGGAUAUGAGUUUAGUUCAGUUAGAUCAAAUACCACUUAAGUUUUUUCAUACCGAAAUUUCAUCUUAGGUUCAGUGACUUGUAAGGUUACAUUUCUGAAGAAAUGACAAUCUAUUGCUGUUAAUCUAAUUUUGAAAGUCAUAUAGGUAUUGUUCUCAAUAAAAACUUUUGUAUGAAUAAUUCUUUGCUAAAGCAAUUUUCUUUCCAAACUA
Molecule: messenger RNA, 5757 nt
Organism: Camellia sinensis
Lineage: Eukaryota; Viridiplantae; Streptophyta; Magnoliopsida; Ericales; Theaceae
Source: RefSeq, a predicted model, not a curated record